Messenger RNA from Lactuca sativa (garden lettuce), 1704 nucleotides. Its product is annotated as arogenate dehydratase 1. Gene Ontology annotation, biological process: L-phenylalanine biosynthetic process. Gene Ontology annotation, cellular component: chloroplast; cytoplasm. Lineage: Eukaryota; Viridiplantae; Streptophyta; Magnoliopsida; Asterales; Asteraceae. The record is from RefSeq and is a predicted model, not a curated record. Gene Ontology annotation, molecular function: arogenate dehydratase activity; prephenate dehydratase activity.
CAACCACUCAGAAGCCAUCGCCUCCUCCACCACGAUAUAAAAACAGCUUCCUUGCACUCUUUUCAUCUCAGCUUGGCCAACAACAAGCUUCCAUAACAUCUUGUUCUUUUUCAUAGCUUUUAGUCAUUUCAUUAGUUUUCUUCGUAAUUCCAUUCAUUCUUGAUCUGAAAAACAAAUUAAGGGAGAAAUAUCAAAUAUGCAGUGUGUUGCUCCUUCAUCGAGUAUUGGGUUCAAGUCAUUACACACGGUUUCCCACCGAAUCGUUCAACCAACUCAGCUCACCGUUCAAUGUGUUGCAAGCCGGUAUGAUGCCGGGGCAGCCAACGCUACUAAUCUUCCCCUGUCAGCAGCUGCGCCGACCACCACCAACAACUUCGCAUAUGGAGGGGUUGUUAAGAGCAGAACCGAUUGGCAGAGCUCUUGUGCGAUUUUGGCUAGCAAGGUGGUGUCGCAGCAGCAGAACACCGAGAAAUCCAACGGUGCUGAUAAUAUAACUGUUGUCAAUGGACAUACUAGUUUAGAUCUAGUUCCGAUUGAUAAGUUACCGAAGCCGCUCACCAUCGCCGAUCUAUCACCGGCGCCGUUGCACGGUUCGACGCUGCGCGUUGCGUAUCAAGGUGUAGCUGGUGCGUACAGUGAAGCUGCCGCCGGUAAAGCUUAUCCGAAUUGUGAGGCCAUUCCUUGUGAUCAAUUCGAGGUUGCAUUUCAAGCGGUUGAGCUUUGGAUUGCAGAUCGCGCUGUUUUGCCGGUUGAAAACUCUCUAGGCGGGAGCAUACAUCGGAAUUACGAUCUACUUUUGCGCCACCGUCUCCACAUCGUCGGAGAAGUCCAGCUCCCUGUUCACCACUGCCUUCUAGCUUUACCAGGCGUCCGGAAAGAAUACCUCAACCGCGUGAUUAGCCAUCCGCAAGCUCUUUCUCAGUGCGAGCUAACUCUCACCAAACUCGGCUUAACCGUAACUCGCGAGGCUGUCGACGAUACUGCAGGAGCAGCAGAAUUCGUGGCGGCAAACAACCUCCGUGACACAGCGGCAAUCGCAUCUGCACGCGCCGCCGAGCUGUACGGCCUUAAUAUCCUGGCCGAUGGGAUCCAGGACGAUUCAAGCAACGUCACACGAUUCGUCAUGCUUGCUCGUGAGCCAAUCAUACCACGAGUUGACAUCCCGUUCAAGACAAGCAUUGUAUUCGCUCACGACAAAGGAACGUCGGUGUUGUUCAAAGUUCUAUCGGCGUUCGCAUUCCGGAAUAUCAACUUAACCAAAAUCGAAAGCCGUCCACAUCGCAACCGUCCGAUCAGGCUCGUCGGCGACGAGAACGUAGGAACGGCGAAACACUUCGAGUACUUGUUCUACGUGGAUUUUGAAGCUUCAAUGGCGGACGUAAGAGCACAGAAUGCAUUGGCCGAGGUUCAGGAAUUUACAUCAUUCCUCAGGGUGUUGGGUAGCUAUCCCAUGGACAUGACCCCUUGGUCCCCUUCUUCUCAAUGAUUUAUUUAUGACGUCAUUUUUUUCGUAUGUUUAGUUUUAAAUUAAAAUUGCCUAUUUUUUGGAAAUAAAAAAUAGGCAAUGUUUGAGUAAAUAUGGUGGAUAGUCAUCAAGCCAAGUUGAGAACAAGUGAUGGUUAAUAAUUCCAAAUUUCUGAAAUAUAUGUAAACAAACUUGUAUGUUUUAUUGGUUUUUAAUCUUAUUCAAAUCUCAAUUUAUUA